AUGCUUGGUAGCGAUGACAUUGCAAGCACAGAAAAUGGAAAGAGAAUUUUCAGAAUAGGAGAAGUAAUAAAUAAGUGGAAUAAAUAUACUUUUAGGGGAUCAUAGAAGAACUACAAAAAUAUUUUGAAUAUCAGGAAUUUGUGCGUUGUCCUUGUGAGUGUUCUUUUAGUCCUUGUACUUACUUAGCUGAAAACCAGGUACUAUGCAAUAUCUACGGGCGAUUACUCAGCUGAGCCAAGGUAAAUCUAAUAUGCUAAGAAGAUCUCGAGCUAUGAAUAUGAGAAGCAGAAGUACCUAUACACUCAGGAAUAGAUCCAUAAACUGUAAAAAAGCAAACUCUACAAAGACAAAAUGGCUUAGAUUGAAGCUUAAAGGCAAUAAUGA
Messenger RNA from Stylonychia lemnae, 384 nucleotides. Lineage: Eukaryota; Ciliophora; Spirotrichea; Sporadotrichida; Oxytrichidae. The record is from the annotation of a GenBank genome assembly.